Molecule: messenger RNA, 2609 nt
Organism: Chrysemys picta bellii (western painted turtle)
Lineage: Eukaryota; Metazoa; Chordata; Testudines; Emydidae
Source: RefSeq, a predicted model, not a curated record
GAAAAGCAGAAGGCAGCCGUGUCUACCAGGAAUAGCCUGCUUGUUGCAUUGUGUUUCCCACCCUGCUGCCUCCCCGCCUCUUCCCUUGCAAAAGGAAAGGGAGAAACGACGUCUCAGUUGUGGAGAUACCUGACCAAAAACAUCUCUCGUCUGUUGGCGUGUCAGAUCUGGUUGUUUGCUUACAGCCUUUGACCCUAUCAUGGCCUCCAGUCUAAAUGCCAUCUUCCUUCUUCUCUGGCUCCUUCAGCGUGGAGGACGGCAGGUUGCAGGACAGAAGGUCUCAGUAAAACAAACCCCCCUGAUCCAGGUCGCUUUUGCCAAUGAAAAUGUAUCUAUGAAGUGCCUGGUCAGCUACCCCUACAUGAAGGAAUACACCACCUUCACAAUCUAUUAUUACUGGGUGAACUCAGAAGGCAAGAGAGUCACCAUCAAAAAUUGUUCCGUAUCUGAAGCAAUCCCCACUGGACAGAUGAACCAGACAACAGAGAAGGAUUACCCACAUACAAUUGGGCCAUCAGAAAACCCCCCUGCUACUGGCACCUACUACUGCGAGGCCAGGUGGAAAAGCACAACAGAAAAAGGAAAUGGGGUAUUCAUCCUUGUUAGAGACACAGGGUACAGAGAGCCCUCCCCGGGCACAUGGAAAUUUCUCAUCGCUCUUACCACUAUCCUCACCAUACUGAGCAUCACUGGAACAGCUCUGCUGCUGUGGAAGAGAAAGUACAAGAUUCAUGCAAACAUUUAUUUCACAUUUUGGAAUGUCGUGUGUUUACAACAGACCUGUCAUUUAGUGUCUUGUCCUAAGUUGGCGGUGUGUCCUGGGAGAUGCCCAGAUGUCCUCCAGAGGUGCCCAGACCUAAGCACAGGAGCCCAAGCCCCUUCAGGAAGCUCAGAACCAUCUGGCUCCAUCUACACUUGCCUAGAAUCCCACCAAGCUGAGGUCUAUUCUGUCCUUGAGGAUAACACGAACAGCUUGUCGCUUGAGAAGAAUCCCACUGCUACACUUCAAGACAUGAACAUCUCGCAGCCAGACAAGACUGAAGAUAGAAAUGAAGACCGUGGGAAAACAGAGAAGAAGAAAAAGAAGAAGAAAGAAAAGAAAUCUCAGCAAGAAACUCUGGAAGAACCCUUUGAUACCCUGUAUGAGAAUAUCUAAGGGGAAAGACUGAUCGUGCUUGGACUAUACAUCUCUGAGUAUGAGGGAACUGCCCCUCACAUCUUUAGUAUCCAUCUGAAUUCUCCAGAGACUCAUGACACACUUAUGGCAGAGCCCCACCCUAGUCUCUUUCUAAUCUGUCCUUUAUGGACCUCAGAAUUCCUCUGUUCUGAUCUCAGGGUGGCCCAGGCUGCAUGGGUGCUCCUGCAGAGGAUAUUGCUUUCAAUUAUUUAUAAGUCUGACUUUUAGCGAUCGUUUUAGUCAGGAACUGUGCAAGUUUCCCUCACCCAGCUAUGGCGAUGCAUUUGAGUCUUGAUCUAUAGCACUUGUUGUACAAUACAGGGACCCCACUACUUUUUUUGACAGUGCACCUCAAUCCUGAUUUGCAGCCCAUGCUAUCCCACUCCUAGCUCUCUCCUGUCAUGCCAAUAUGAACUUGAUAUAUGUCUAAUGAGGACCUGAUUGGGAGCCACGGACCCCUGUCGCCGCGUUCCCUUUCUCAACAACUUCAAGCUGAAACAUGCUGAUGCGUAAAGCAAACUGACCUGCUAGCCCUGUACUGUAACUGCAGAUGUACAGUACAGCCCUGUGCUGCUCCAAAACAGUCUGUCGGAUUCAGCUCUGCAGGGUGAAUAUUUUCCUUUGAAUGCAACCAGCGGAAUAGGGUGGGGAGAGGCAGCAAGAAAAGAGAUGCGGAAAAUGAAGCAGGUGUCUUCCCUGCCUGUGGACAUGUCUCAUUGGUGAUGUUCCUCCCAUGAUAAACUAUUUGGAGACAGGGCUUGCGAGAGCAGCUGCCCUGCUGGAGUCUAUCCUGUUUAUAACCCUGUCCCAGGCUGAUGUCCCUUCCAGGAAGGGUGUUCAGAGGGAGAGUUAACAUUCUUCUUUUUAAUAGCAACAAAGAGUCCGUUAUAGACUAACAAAUGUAUUGGAGCAUAAGCUUUCGUGGGUGAAUACCCACUUCGUCCGACGCACGUUUUUAAUAGGUAUUGUUACAUAGUGUGAUUGGUUUUUUAAGCUUUGGUGUGGGCAGAUGUAAUAUCUUGGGGAGAAAUGUUCAUCCCAUUGAAGUCAGUAGGAGUUUUGCCAUUUAUUUCAGUGGAGCCAGGAUAUCACUCCUGGUGUUUAGGGUGGUAUUUUAAAAAAUGCAGCUAAACCAGUUUAUCAGACUCACAAUAUAUGGAGUAGAGGCCCUGUGUGUGAAUUUUCCAUCCAAGCUCUUAUCCUUGCUAUCACAUGGAUCUAGCUCAGGGGUGGCCAUCCUGAGCCUGAGAAGAAGCCAGAAUUUACCAAUGUACAUUGCCGAAGAGCCACAGUAAUAUGUCAGCAGCCCCCCAUCAACUUCCCCCACUCCAGCCUCUAGCGCCUCCCCCUCUGCCCCAUGCCUCCCGCCUGCUGUGAUCAGCUGUUUUGCAUGUGCAGGAGGCUCUGAGAGGUAGGGGGGAUGAGGGGAGCA